Molecule: messenger RNA, 3366 nt
Organism: Sus scrofa (pig)
Lineage: Eukaryota; Metazoa; Chordata; Mammalia; Artiodactyla; Suidae
Source: RefSeq, a predicted model, not a curated record
GCGACUGCGCCCCAUAAAACCCGGCGGCGCGACGCACAGCCACAGCCGAGACCGCGUCCACUCCGCCAGCACAGGCCCCUCGCCCUUGCCGCUCCGCCUUCGCCGCCGGUCUACACCGCUACCAGUUCGCCAUGGAUGACGAUAUUGCUGCGCUCGUGGUCGACAACGGCUCCGGCAUGUGCAAGGCCGGCUUUGCGGGCGACGAUGCUCCCCGGGCCGUCUUCCCCUCCAUCGUGGGGCGCCCCCGACACCAGGGCGUGAUGGUGGGCAUGGGCCAGAAGGACUCCUACGUGGGGGACGAGGCCCAGAGCAAGAGAGGCAUCCUGACCCUCAAGUACCCCAUCGAGCACGGCAUCGUCACCAACUGGGACGACAUGGAGAAGAUCUGGCACCACACCUUCUACAACGAGCUGCGUGUGGCCCCCGAGGAGCACCCCGUGCUGCUGACCGAGGCCCCCCUGAACCCCAAAGCCAACCGUGAGAAGAUGACCCAGAUCAUGUUCGAGACCUUCAACACCCCAGCCAUGUACGUGGCCAUCCAGGCCGUGCUGUCCCUGUACGCCUCUGGCCGCACCACUGGCAUCGUGAUGGACUCCGGAGACGGGGUCACCCACACGGUGCCCAUCUACGAGGGGUACGCCCUGCCCCACGCCAUCCUGCGUCUGGACCUGGCUGGCCGGGACCUGACCGACUACCUCAUGAAGAUCCUGACGGAGCGGGGCUACAGCUUCACCACCACGGCCGAGCGGGAGAUCGUGCGGGACAUCAAGGAGAAGCUGUGCUACGUCGCCCUGGACUUCGAGCAGGAGAUGGCCACUGCCGCGUCCUCCUCCUCCCUGGAGAAGAGCUACGAGCUGCCCGACGGCCAGGUCAUCACCAUCGGCAACGAGCGCUUCCGCUGCCCCGAGGCGCUCUUCCAGCCCUCCUUCCUGGGCAUGGAAUCCUGCGGCAUCCACGAAACUACCUUCAACUCCAUCAUGAAGUGCGACGUCGACAUCCGCAAGGACCUCUACGCCAACACGGUGCUGUCGGGUGGCACCACCAUGUACCCAGGCAUCGCCGACAGGAUGCAGAAGGAGAUCACGGCCCUGGCGCCCAGCACGAUGAAGAUCAAGAUCAUCGCGCCUCCAGAGCGCAAGUACUCCGUGUGGAUCGGCGGCUCCAUCCUGGCCUCGCUGUCCACCUUCCAGCAGAUGUGGAUCAGCAAGCAGGAGUACGACGAGUCCGGCCCCUCCAUCGUCCACCGCAAAUGCUUCUAGGCGGACUUGCAGCCCUGGCCUCAUUCUCUCGGGACCUGCAGGGAAGCAGCCAUGGAGGGCAGGGUCUCCCUGGUUAAGAAGAAGAAAACCAAGCCUGGACUACCUCCUGUCUGCUGAGAAGCUGUGAUGGACGCAGGCAAGAGGGUGAGGCCCCCCAGGAGGGGCACCCGUCUUGCCCCCACACCUCCAGAGGGAGUGAGGCACAGAAACCCACCCCUAGGUCCAUCCAGAUUUGAGGCCCUGAGGGGGCCCCUUCCGGUGAACCUCUCCAGGUUUACCCUUCACCUUGGGGGCCGAGGCCCUUGGGGACGGGUCCAUUCCAGGUCUGGAGGAACGUGAGAAAUGGAACUGUCAGCGCAAAGGUGGGGAGGAGACUGCGGGCCGUGGGGAUGGGCCCCCAAACCACAUGGGCGCCCCAGGCGGGCUUCCCAGUUCAGUCAGUACCUGCCGUCCUGUCCAGAAGGGGCCUAUUCCCCAGGGUGUCCCGAGCUGCCUCUCACCUGGGCAGAAAGAAGAGCAGAGUCAGAGGCCCCGGAACCGGGGUCUGGGAAGGGAAGCCCCUCGGGCCAGUUCUGGCUCUUCUGCUCUCACUCAGGGGUAGUGGGGAACCCUGGCCCCUGGGAGCUUUGUAGCGGGGAUGGCUUAACCAUUUCACAGCUAGUAGCUGAGUGCCUACUGUGUGCUGAAGUUUGGGACACAGACGAGGGGCUGCCAGUCUGGAAACAAGGAUCCCCCCCGCCCUCAGGAGGUGCCGGAGAAUAAACAUGAAGGUACAACUCCCAGGGGUUGGUAAUGAGAAGAAGGGAAGAGCAGAGGCUGGGUGGUUAACAAAACGGAGAGAUGCAGGUUAAAAAAAAAAAAAAGCAAUCAUCGUUUUGCUUCUUUUGAAUAACAAAUAAGGUAAUAAAAAGACCAGAAACCAAGCGGAUGGGGGUGGGUCCCUCUUAAGCCGGGGGCUUCCUUGGAGGGAGGGGGCUGGGAGCUGGUCCCCAGACGCCAGAUGACAGUCACCUGGGCAGGUGGGGGGUGGUCUCAGGCAGAGGCCCUGGCGAUGAAUGGGAGGGUGGUGGCCUUGUGUCUGGUCUUUGUGGCCCUGGGAGGUCACGUCACUGUACCCGCCCAGUGGAGAAAUGGGAACGUGGGUAGCAGCUGGAGGGGUGCUUGUGGGCAGGCGCUUCCCUGUGAAAGGACACACAUCGGACCCUUUAGGUCCUGCUCCUCCUGCCCCGCUCCCCAGGGGUCAGCUGAUCCUCUGAGCCUGGCUGAGCCAGAGGAAGGCCCACUGCCUUCUGCUUUCCUCGGCACCCACUUUACAGAUCAGGAAACCAAAGCCAAAGGGGGACAAGGACCCUGGCCCCUGGUUACCCGCCUGCCACGUGAGGAAGCUGGCGAUGGACCCUGGCACCCGUGAAGCCCAGCAGAUCAACGGCCAGACACGGCCUGGUUCAGCCCCACAGAGGGACCUCCCCUGCUUUACAGACGUGCAGCAUCUCUGCUCCGACCCGAGGCCACCUCGGCCUGGGUGGUGUGCUCCUGCUUCCCAGGUGGCUGGCUCCCCCAUGAGGCCACUCUGAUCACCUGAGGGCCACUUCUCAAGGCGCUGAAACCGCCUCUCCCGGGACGGUCCCUCCUCUGCGAGGCAGCCCUGGCCUGGAUGGAACAGGCGCCCUGAGAGCGGGGAGUCCUGGCCAGCGUGGGGCUGGGAGCCCAGGGGGUUCCCUUCCCCCCCGACUCGUCCUCCUGGAGCCCAGAGGUGAAGAUGCAGGGAGGCCGCUCCUGCUGUCAGACAGGCGUCCCUCUGAAGCCCUGAGGCACCUCGGAGGGGCAGUGGCAGCAUUUGAACACACGCGCUGGCCUGGGAUCAGCCAAGGGACUGGGGACUGAGGACAGCCAGGGCCCCUGCCAGUGGCUGGUGUCUUUGCUUCCCAUGCUCCGCUUAUUGAACAUGCAACCUGUGCUUCUGCAGCUCCACUGGGAGGGAGGGAGGUGAUGUGGGGACGGGCUGGCCCUCCUGGGGCUUAUAGUCCUGCUGCUCUGCCCCCUGGGGUCACACAUGGCUGUUUACGUUUCAGUAAAUCACAGGUAAGAGCCUGGAGUUGGAGUUACA